This is a messenger RNA of Cladophialophora immunda, 2192 nucleotides long. RefSeq lists its product as uncharacterized. The record is from RefSeq and is a predicted model, not a curated record. NCBI's taxonomy places the organism in Eukaryota, Fungi, Ascomycota, Eurotiomycetes, Chaetothyriales, Herpotrichiellaceae. The transcript has a single exon. The coding region runs from base 160 to 828 and encodes 222 amino acids.
UGCGUACAAAGUCUCGAACAGGUAUGAGUGAGGUGAAGUAGUGAGGGAGAAGAUGACCAUCAAUGCGCAGCAUGUACGAGAUAGGAUAGCACGCGAGCAGCUGGGCGCAGUUAAGUAGCUGCUCUGUCCUCCUCGUACUCUGCUGUGUACCGCAUCUCAAUGACCUCCUCUCCAACUCCCAAGCCACAUCUCCAACCCAUUGUGUCUACAACAUACAGACACCCAGUCAGUCAGCAUUCCAGCAUGCCCGCAACUCAAACUCCAGGACUCAACUUCCGUCCACCGUCGACAGCGGCGGCGGCGGCGGCUGCUGCUGCUGCUGCAGCUGCAGCUGGCCCAAACACCUUCGAAUCUCCUCACGUCUCCUUCCUACAGGGGACAUGGAAUGUCACCCACUCGACGCUUCCCAUGUGGAAGAACAACCGCAAUGUGACAAUCACCUACACGUCGCUGCCCCAGAACGCCGAGCACCUCGAUGACUUGGUCGAAUACCAGCCCCUGACCUCGGACAAGCACAAGCGCGUCGAAGGUAUCGACACCCCGGACGCCCACACCAAGGCCGCAUACAAUUGGCGCGGCAAGGGGCUCUUAAAAGUCGCGUCCAGCCACUGGGAGAUUCUAGGAUAUGGCGAAGAGGAGGGCGGCUGGGUUGUCACGUUCUUCCAAAAGACCCUAUUUACACCCGCGGGCAUCGACAUCUACGCUCGUCGCCGGGGCGGCUUGUCCCAGGAAUUGCUAGAGCAGAUCAAGAACGAGAUCCGAGCCAUCAAGCACCACCACAUCCAGAAACUGGCCGAUCUCAUCUUUCCCAUCAAACACAAUUGGUGAAGGGACAAAGGUGGUGUGAUGGCUACGAGAGAUUUUGACGGCUGAUCCUACAAUUCGACCCGUCGAGGUUCUGGUACCAGUCGCCCUCAAGCAGCUCCUCCUCCAUCGCUGCCCAUUUCUGGACCUUUCCUCCCUCAGUCGUCUUCAGAUCCAAGUCCGCAAGUUUGAUGUCUACAACAUCCACUCGGUCACUUGAGUCGGGUCUCCGCUUCAGAGCUAGAAAGACGCUGCAGUCCCUCAACGCCAUGGCCACGCCAAAGUCCUUACCAUCCGGGUUGCGAAAAUCGUCCACUCCCACCGAUCCAUGCUCUUCCUGAAGAGUCUGGAGAUGUCUCAAAGAUGGCUGGACUUUUUCUCUGAACUCUGCCACAAACUUGUGGAUCCCAUUCUCGAGUGGCCAGAUAUUCGCCAGCGUCCGCUCCAACACUGCGUCUUCGUCCGCCAGCAAGUCCAACGGACAGAAGCCCGAGUCACCUCUCCCUUGAUGAGCUCCCGCUUUUCUUCGCAUCGCAUUGAGCGCGCACGUCCUGCAGUUCCUCGCGUCUACAGGCGCGCUGGGACUCUGCACCAGCCAUUUCGGCUUGAACUCGACCAGCCAAUCAAUCCCCGGUCCCUGCAAGUUCUGCAUCAGGAUUCCGUACUGCUCGUUCUCGUACGAGGGCAGGUAGACGUGGCGUCUGUGGUGGUGGCGGAUCUUUUUGCCCUUGACAUCUUCCGCCGAGAGGGCCGAUAAAUCCACGCCGUCAAUCUCCCUCAAUUCGUCGUUCGCCUCGCUCACCAUUGCUGGCGUGAGCUUGUAGAGUGCCUGCUCCAUCAGCAACGACUUGUGCUUCUCGUUGAAAAGCGGCGCGAUGCGGCCCUGAAAGUCGGACAUGGCUUGCACGGCGGCUUUCGUGGAGGGCAGGUCUUUGCGGAGACGCAUGACGCAGCAGUGCGAGUGGUGGAGGAGAGCCGGCGGUGACUGGACGGAGACGCUGUAGAUGAUGUUGGCGGCGCCUUCUGCAAGGUAGUGGAGUUGGAGGCUGGCGGUGAUCAGACUGGAGGGACAUAAUGGGGAGGAUCGGUGAGUUGACAUGGACAUGGUGGAGCGUGUCGGUCUCGCGAGACAAUACUCUCCGGUCGGUUCCAGUGCGAGAGCUGCAGAUGGCGGGGAUGUUAGGCUCGAAGGUACUGAGAAAGGACACCCGUGAAGCCGCCGCCCUUGAUCCUCUGUAUAUAGCGAUGUAAGUCUUUCGCCGGUCUGAUCCAGCAAUAUACCUCCCGUAUAAUGUGCGAGUCUGCCUCGGCCCCGGCCUCACAAUAUCUCCGUCUGUGGAAGGAGGGAUAGAUCUAUCUAUCUAUACAAAGCACGCUAUAAACUCCCG